GUUUUUUGGAAAAUUGAAUAUCUGCAGAUAAUACGCUAAUAAAAACAUCCUAGAGACAUUUCCCACAACCCACGAGCAGAGCUGGGAAGCAAGAGCGAACAGAGAUUGGGUUCUUGGAAAGUCUACAUAAACCCUAUCUUAAUUAUUGGAAACCAAACCAUGAACACGAGGAGAAAGGAGACGAAUUGGAGCUGGAGCUCAGCACUAAUAGGGGCGGCAUCAGCGACGGCGGCGGCAGCAAUCAUACUGGGGAAGCCAAGGGAUCCAACCUUCCAUCUGGUCUCCAUCACCCUCAACUCCUUCAAGCUCAACCUCCCCGUUGUCGAUGCCGAGCUCAUCCUCACCGUCCACGUCACCAACCCCAACCUCGUCCCCAUCGACUAUUCCUCCACUGUCAUGUCGAUCUUUUACGACGGUUCUCUGGUGGGCUCCGCCCAGGUUCACGCCGGAUCCCAACCCCCCAAGUCCUGCCAACUGCUCCAACUUCCUGCAAGGCUCGACGGCCUCGAGCUCGUCUCCCACCACGCCACCCGCUUCCUGUCAGAUCUCGCCCAACGGGAGAUGGUCAUGGACGCCACCGUGGAUAUCGCCGGCCAUGCCAAGCUGCUCUGGUGGGCCCACAAGUUCAACGUCCACGUGGAGAGCCACAUCGUCGUCGAUCCUGUCUUCCUUGACGUCAUCGACCAGGAGAACAGGUCCCAGCUCGAUCUUAUUGUUGCCUGAGUGUAGAGAGGCAGUGAGGAAUCAGGAUGUUAAAACCCAUGCCUCAAUCAAUCCAUUCCUGUAAUCCUUUUUCUUUUUUCGGUAGAAGAGAGAAGGGCUGUUGAGUUUCAGUGGAUCAUAAGUUCUGAAAUCUCAAAUCUCAGAGUGGAGCAACCACCUUUAGAAACAUCCCAUAUCUCUGAGCGAGCCUUAUUCCUUAAUUAAUGUAAUAUUUUCUGGAAUUUACAACAAUCACCAUUUGAUAUCUUGCUCAA
Molecule: messenger RNA, 977 nt
Organism: Macadamia integrifolia
Lineage: Eukaryota; Viridiplantae; Streptophyta; Magnoliopsida; Proteales; Proteaceae
Exons: 1
Coding region: 160-723 (187 amino acids)
Biological process (GO): response to desiccation
Cellular component (GO): plasma membrane
Source: RefSeq, a predicted model, not a curated record